CUAUGUGGCGCAUGAGUAUGCGUUUCGGGAUGUAACGGCGGUCUCGCGGAGUACCGACGCUGAAUUCAAAUAUAUAUAUUAUAUAUAUAAACACGGGGGGACCCGGAAGAAAACUGAAGGAGAGCGUGCACUAAUCUGAGGGAGUUUACGACAGCACGGCUUGGAGGGAGACACGGUAGCGUGGCAGGAGGGGGAGAACUAGAAAAUCCAACCGACACCGCACGCAGAAAUGGCGGAGCACCACGCAGCCGGCGACGGCAAGCACAAAGCAGCCACCAAUGCCGGGGGCUCGGCGCACGGGAACAGCCGACCCGGCGUCGCGGGUGGCGGAGGGGGCAAAGUAGGCCUGUCUGGUGGACUGACACAGCCGGCCGGGUGGCAGUCUCUCCUCUCCAUCAGCAUUCUGGUCCUGGCCUGUCUCGCCGGAUUCAGCGCCAGACUUUUCGCGGUGAUCCGGUUCGAGAGCAUCAUCCACGAGUUUGAUCCAUGGUUUAAUUACAGAGCGACACACCAUCUCACCACAAAUGGCUUCUAUGAGUUCCUCAACUGGUUUGAUGAGAGGGCCUGGUACCCCUUGGGCAGAAUCGUUGGCGGCACGGUAUACCCGGGGUUAAUGGUGACUGCCGGCCUCAUCCACUACAUGCUCAACCUGCUCCACCUCACGGUCCACAUCCGCGACGUGUGCGUCUUUCUGGCGCCGGUGUUCAGCGGUCUGACGGCCAUCUCCACCUACCUGCUGACGCGGGAGCUGUGGAACCAGGGUGCAGGUCUGCUGGCGGCCUGCUUCAUCGCCAUCGUCCCGGGCUACAUCUCCCGCUCCGUCGCGGGCUCCUUUGACAACGAGGGCAUCGCCAUCUUCGCGCUGCAAUUCACCUACUACCUCUGGGUGAAGUCGGUGAAGACGGGCUCCGUGUUCUGGGCCAUUGGCUGUUGCCUCUCCUAUUUCUACAUGGUGUCAGCAUGGGGAGGCUAUGUGUUCAUCAUCAACCUGAUUCCUCUGCAUGUGUUUGUGCUGAUGCUGAUGCAACGCUACAGCAAAAGACUCUACAUCGCUUACAGCACUUUCUACAUCGUGGGUCUCAUCCUGUCGAUGCAGAUCCCCUUUGUUGGCUUCCAGCCAAUCAGAACCAGCGAGCACAUGGCUGCUGCCGGUGUGUUUGCACUGCUCCAAGCCUACGCCUUCCUGCAGUACCUGAAGGACAGGCUGACCAGACAGGAGUUCCAGACGCUCUUCCUCCUCGGAGUCUCUCUCGCCGCCGGCGUGGUCUUCCUCACCGUCAUCUAUCUCACUUACACAGGACACAUCGCUCCGUGGAGUGGUCGUUUCUACUCUCUCUGGGACACCGGCUAUGCAAAGAUCCACAUCCCCAUCAUAGCGUCGGUGUCGGAACACCAGCCGACGACGUGGGUCUCCUUCUUCUUCGACCUCCACAUCCUGGUCUGCACGUUCCCAGCAGGCCUCUGGUUCUGCAUCAGGAACAUCAACGAUGAACGAGUGUUCGUGGCCCUGUAUGCCAUCAGCGCAGUCUAUUUUGCCGGCGUGAUGGUGCGUCUGAUGCUGACUCUGACUCCGGUGGUGUGCAUGCUGUCUGCGGUGGCUUUCUCCAGCGUCUUUGAGCAUUACAUGGGGGACGACACAAAGAGGGAGAAACCGCCGGCUGAAGACAGCAGCGACGAGGACGACAAGAGGACUUCUGGGACUCUUUAUGACAAGGCCGGCAAGGUGCGCAAACAUGUGUCUGAGCAGGAGAAGGUGGAGGAGGGCCUGGGUCCCAACAUCAAGUCCAUCGUCACCAUGCUCAUGCUGAUGCUGCUGAUGAUGUUCGCCGUGCACUGCACCUGGGUCACCAGUAACGCCUACUCCAGUCCCAGUGUGGUGCUGGCCUCGUACAACAAUGAUGGGACGCGCAACAUCCUGGAUGACUUCAGGGAGGCCUACUACUGGCUGAGGCAGAAUACAGACGAGGACGCCCGCAUCAUGUCGUGGUGGGACUACGGGUACCAGAUAGCCGGCAUGGCCAACAGGACCACGCUGGUGGAUAAUAACACGUGGAACAACAGUCAUAUAGCUCUGGUGGGGAAAGCCAUGUCUUCCAACGAGAGCGCCGCCUACACCAUCAUGAGGUCUCUGGAUGUGGACUACGUGCUGAUUAUCUUCGGAGGAGUAAUCGGCUACUCGGGAGACGACAUAAACAAGUUCCUGUGGAUGGUGAGGAUCGCCGAGGGAGAGCACCCAAAGGACAUCAGGGAGAGCGACUACUUCACCCCUCAGGGAGAGUUCAGAGUGGAUAAGGCCGGUUCACCGACUCUGCUCAACUGCCUCAUGUACAAGAUGUCCUACUACCGAUUUGGUGAAAUGCAGCUGGACUUCCGGACGCCUCCCGGCUUUGACCGAACUCGCAACGCCGAGAUCGGCAACAAGGACAUCAAGUUCAAGCACCUGGACGAGGCGUUCACCUCCGAGCACUGGCUGGUGAGGAUCUACAAGGUCAAGAACCUGGACAACAGGGAGCCGCUGGACCACAAGCUGCGCAGCAUCGUCCCCAAGCAGAAGUACACCUCCAAAAAGACCGCCAAGAGGAAGCGAGGACACAUCAAGAACAAGCUCGUCCUGAGGAAAGGAAAGAAACUACAGAAAAAAUAACGGCGGCGAUGGACUCUUCUAGUGAAACAAACACCUGCGAAGAACCUCGAACAACCAAUGAAGACGAACACCGGGGCCGUUUAUCUGGCACUUGGUCUCACGCGCUUCUCAUUAGAGCGCCCCCGUGUGGUGAGGAAGUGUCAUAUCUGGCUCGCUCCAGAACCGUUUUAUCCUGAGGACCUUUGUCUUGCUUAAUUUCUUUCAUUUUCUUUCUUCCUGUUUUCUAGGUUUUUUUUAUUUUUUACUUUCUACUUGAAUGUGUGGCGAGGCGUAGGGCUGCUCUGCUUGGUUCAUUGUCGAUUAAUAUUUGUGGUAUGUUUAAUGAAAUGCUUAUCAGUGU
Pseudoliparis swirei is the source of this 2984-nucleotide messenger RNA. RefSeq names its product dolichyl-diphosphooligosaccharide--protein glycosyltransferase subunit STT3B. The record is from RefSeq and is a predicted model, not a curated record. Lineage: Eukaryota; Metazoa; Chordata; Actinopteri; Perciformes; Liparidae. Gene Ontology annotation, cellular component: membrane. Gene Ontology annotation, biological process: post-translational protein modification. Gene Ontology annotation, molecular function: dolichyl-diphosphooligosaccharide-protein glycotransferase activity. The transcript is spliced from 16 exons. Bases 230 to 2644 code for a protein of 804 amino acids.